Hypoxylon fragiforme is the source of this 1102-nucleotide messenger RNA. RefSeq names its product acyl-CoA N-acyltransferase. The transcript has 2 exons. Bases 198 to 968 code for a protein of 256 amino acids. Gene Ontology annotation, molecular function: acyltransferase activity, transferring groups other than amino-acyl groups. Lineage: Eukaryota; Fungi; Ascomycota; Sordariomycetes; Xylariales; Hypoxylaceae. The record is from RefSeq and is a predicted model, not a curated record.
GCUGCAGUGCAGAAUUUUUCUUGUUUUGAGGUAUAUAUAAUAGAGCUUGGAACCUGACGGAGAAUCUGACAGAGUACCAGCCGCCAUUGACACUUGUCAGAUAUAUAGUCAAGUGUGCGAACUCGUACUUUUGGCCUUCAUUGGAAUCAACUUUGUUCCCAAUAUAUAGUCGAAGCAAAAGACUCAAGUACACCAAAAUGCCUUUAGUGGUACUUCCUGCCCGGGUACCUGACGUCGAGUCAGUGUACGAUAUGUAUUUUGAGGCAUUCAAAGAUGAGCCCAUCACCGAGUUUCUCUAUCCAAGAGGUGUUGAUCGAAAAGCGCACACAGAGGGGACGAAGCAAUGGUGGUCACAUGACACCAUAGGGUACACAAUCAAAUGUUUGGAUACAGACACGGGCAGUAUCGUGGGGAUGGCCACAUGGGAUUUAUUUUUGUGGAAUGGAAAGAACAAUGGAUGGGAACGACCAGAAGGCAUCCCGUGGCUGGAAGGAAAGGAGAGGGAGAGAUGCGAUGGCGUCUUUAACAACAUGUGGGAUAUGAGAGAAAAGCUGUUUGGCAAUCGACAUCCAUAUAUCCACCUCAAUGUUAUAGCUGUGCACCCAGAUCAGCAACGACGGGGAAUCGGACGUAAGCUCGUUCAGUGGGGUAUCGACAUCGCAGACCAACUCCAAUUGCCGAUAUACACAGAAUCAUCCAAACCCGGCCUACGUUUAUAUGAGACAACGGGAUUCGAAACGUUGACACAUGUGAGCCUCGUUCACAAGGAAGAAAUCACCGGUCAACCAGAUGCCGAGGUCCCUCUGGUGGUAAAAUUGCCUUCCAUAGCGAAGGGAUUGAGUUUCAAGGAAUGGAUAGAUGCAGGAUAUCCAGCAGACUACCGCAUUCAUGCGAAUGGAAAUGGGAAAGUUGAAGAGAAAGUCAAUGGUAAUGUCAAUGGCUUGCAACAGGGAGGAGUGGAGGUUUGACGGAGAUGACAUCGAAUUCCAUGGAUGUAAAAGAAAAGAAGUUAAAGGAAAAGGGAUGCGGUGACUGAAGAUUGUAAAAUAAAUGUUAGGAUACCUAGUGGUUAGACUCAAAUUCAACUUAAAUCUUAAAUUUA